UGACCCUGCACAGCAAAGGAUGCUGGGAAAUAGCAAACACUAUUAUCCCGGGGAGGACGACAAGUAUGGGGAGGAUGAGGAAGAGGAAGAGGAGCAGGGACGAGAGAACAGAAAGGGGGAGAGUAGAGAGAAGGAGAAUGGAGGGAUAGAAGGGCUCGAAGAGAUGGAGAUAAAGGGAGGCAGACAAUCACGCGACGGUAAAUGGGAGGGAAGUAAACCCUCUGCCAUUGUGGUUGGAAGACAGAGAGGAGACCGGACACUGAGACUAGCCAAUCCAAGAAAUAGAGGCAUCCCCUAUACAUCCAACCAGGCCCCCCAUAAGCAGCAACACCAUCUCAUCCCAGCCAAUCAGCAGCAGUAUCACCCGGCCCCGUCCACUCAGACCCAGAAGAGACGAGCUCACAUGGAGCGCAGUAUGACCACAGUGGCACCCAUAGAGGACACUCACCUGACCAUGAUGGUGUUCCGCAUUGGAAUCCCUGACAUCAAACAGACAGUAGGUGCAUGUUUCAUGGUACUGCUAAGUACAAGUAUGUCAAGCUGUUAUUAUAUACUUCUUACAUUACUAUCAUUAGAUACAUACAGUGUAACAGCCAAGCCCAGGCCAGAGAUCAAUCCUGAGGGGAACCAUACUACAUUCAGAACAACCAUCUCUUUCACAUGGGUUAUGAAUCUAUGAAGAACAGAAAUCUUUGGAGACUUGACUCAGGUUGGAUUACAUGCAAGUGCUAAACACAGCUCACUUAAUAAUCCAAAGUAAUUGACAGUGUUCUCACUUCUCAAUAAAGUUAGCAAUGAUUUGCAGCUAUAGAUGCUUUCUCAGUACUGCAUGUGAUUGUGGGUGAGAAUUGGCCAACCCCCUCACUCCAUAUACUGUAGCGUCAUUUCUGGUGAGAAUGGGUGCCCUUUGUUAACCCCUCCCCCGUUAUGAUUCUUCUCCGUACUCCAAUUCCCAGAACAUUCCCAACUGUUCUACAUGUCAGCUGAUCUGCCCUCAAUAUAACAGUAAUUGCUAAUGAUCUAAUAGAGUUUUAAUGAGUUUGAGGAGGGCGUAAACACCAAGAGGGCCUUUGGUGUCUUGGUCUUAGAGCACCGUCACUCACGGGGCAUCCUAGACCGCCCGCUAUCCACUCCCCAGCCCAACAAACAACUUACAGUACCUCGCACAGGAAAUAUAAUUGUUCAAAAUUAGAGGGGGAUGGAGAGAAUGAGGGAAUGGAGUGGAGUGGAUGCUGAAAGAGAGAGAACGAGAGAGAGAGAGAGAGAGAGAGAGAAGCGCAGGAUAUUAGAAAGGGAGACACAAAAAGAGCAAUGAAUAGGCAAAAAGAGGGGGAUCAAGGUCACAAACAACAUACCUGGGCUGAGAAUUGCCAGGGACUUCACGUUACGAUAUUAUCAUGAUACAUUGGUGCCGAUAUGAUAUGUAUUGCGAUUCUCACAAUUCUAUAAGUAUUGCGAUUUGAAACUGCGAUUUUAUUGCAAUUCGAUGUUCCAAACAUAUUGCUCACCAUAUGUCUGCCACAGAGGGACAAGAUUGAGCCCAUGAGAAAAUGUGUUUUGAUCAGUCAUGCUGAAAACAAAUUGGCUCACUAUUUAAAAAGAAGAUUGCGAACAAACUUUAAAUAAAAAAUACUGGAGCUUUGGUGCAGGUACAGCCGAGUAGCGCAAAAAUAUUAUUGCGAUAUUGUCAACAAUAAUAUUGUGAUAUAUCGUGAAAAAUAAUAUCCCAAUGUAUAACUGUAUCGAUUUUUUCCCCCAACACUACAACAUACAUCUCUGUACAUUGAUAAAUCUCUCAGUAGUUUAUGUCUGAACAAUGCUAUCUUCAAUGUAAUGAGGACAGCUGCUGAGAGCAUCCCAGAAGAACCCUGUCAGAAACAACAGAAUGAGGGGUAGAAGUGUCACACUCAUACACUACCGGUCAAAAGUUUUAACACCUACUCAUUCAAGGGUUUUUCUUUAUUUUGACUAUUUUCUACAUUGUAGAAUAAUAGUGAAGACAUCAAAACUAUGAAAUAACACAUACAGUGGGGAGAACAAGUAUUUGAUACACUGCCGAUUUUGCAGGUUUUCCUACUUACAAAGCAUGUAGAGGUCUGUAAUUUUUAUCAUAGGUACACUUCAACUGUGAGAGACGAAAUCUAAAACAAAAAUCCAGAAAAUCACAUUGUAUGAUUUUUAAGUAAUUAAUUUGCAUUUUAUUGCAUGACAUAAGUAUUUGAUACAUCAGAAAAGCAGAAGUUUCCUGUAGAUCAUAAGUUUCCUGUAGGUCUUGACCAGGUUUGCACACACUGCAGCAGGGAUUUUGGCCCACUCCUCCAUACAUCCUUCGGGGCUGUCGCUGGGCAAUACGGACUUUCAGCUCCCUCCAAAGAUUUUCUAUUGUGUUCAGGUCUGGAGACUGGCUAGGCCACUCCAGGACCUUGAGAUGAUUCUUACGGAGCCACUCCUUAGUUGCCCUGGCUGUGUGUUUUGGGUCGUUGUCAUGCUGGAAGACCCAGCCAAGACCCAUCUUCAAUGCUCUUACUGAGGGAAGGAGGUUGUUGGCCAAGAUCUCGCAAUACAUGGCCCCAUCCAUCCUCCCCUCAAUACGGUGCAGUCAUCCUGUUCCCUUUGCAGAAAAGCAUCCCCAAAGAAUGAUGUUUCCACCUCCAUGCUUCACGGUUGGGAUGGUGUUCUUGGGGUUGUACUCAUCCUUCUUCUUCCUCCAAACACGGCGAGUGGAGUUUAGACCAAAAAGCUCUAUUUUUGUCUCAUCAGACCACAUGACCUUCUCCCAUUCCUCCUCUGGAUCAUCCAGAUGGUCAUUGGCAAACUUUAGACGGGCCUGGACAUGCGCUGGCUUGAGCAGGGGGACCUUGCGUGCGCUACAGGAUUUUAAUCCAUGACGGCGUAGUGUGUUACUAAUGGUUUUCUUUGAGACUGUGGUCCCAGCUCUCUUCAGGUCAUUGACCAGGUCCUGCCGUGUAGUUCUGGGCUGAUCCCUCACCUUCCUCAUGAUCAUUGAUGCCCCACGAGGUGAGAUCUUGCAUGGAGCCCCAGACCGAGGGUGAUUGACCGUCAUCUUGAACUUCUUCCAUUUUCUAAUAAUUGCGCCAACAGUUGUUGCCUUCUCACCAAGCUGCUUGCCUAUUGUCCUGUAGCCCAUCCCAGCCUUGUGCAGGUCUACAAUUUUAUCCCUGAUGUCCUUACACAGCUCUCUGGUCUUGGCCAUUGUGGAGAGGUUGGAGUCUGUUUGAUUGAGUGUGUGGACAGGUGUCUUUUAUACAGGUAACGAGUUCAAACAGGUGCAGUUAAUACAGGUAAUGAGUGGAGAACAGGAGGGCUUCUUAAAGAAAAACUAACAGGUCUGUGAGAGCCGGAAUUCUUACUGGUUGGUAGGUGAUCAAAUACUUAUGUCAUGCAAUAAAAUGCAAAUUAAUUACUUAAAAAUCAUACAAUGUGAUUUUCUGGAUUUUUGUUUUAGAUUCCGUUACAUGCUUUGUAAGUAGGAAAACCUGCAAAAUCGGCAGUGUAUCAAAUACUUGUUCUCCCCACUGUAUGGAAUAAUGUAGUAACCAAAAAAAGUGUUAAACAAAUCAAAGUAUAUUUUAUAUUUGAGAUUCUUGAAAUAGCCACACUUUGCCUUGAUGACAGCUUUGCACACUCUUGGCAUUCUCUCAACCAGCUUCACCUGGAAUGAUUUUCCAACAGUCUUGAAGGAGUUCCCACAUAUGCUGAGCUCUUGUUGGCUGCUUUUUCUUCACUCUGCGGUCUGACUCAUCCCAAAUCAUCUCAAUUUGGUUUAGGUCAGGGGAUUGUGGAGGCCAGGUCAUCUGAUGUAGCACUCCAUCACUCUCCUUCUUGGUAAAAUAGCCCUUACACAGCCUGGAGGUGUGUUGGGUCAUUGUCCUGUUGAAAAACAAAUGAUAGUCCCACUAAGCCCAAACCAGAUGGGAUGGCGUAUCGCUGCAGAAUGCUGUGGUAGCCAUGCUGGUUAAGUGUUCCUUGAAUUCUAAAUAAAUCACAGACAUUGUAACCAGCAAAGCACCCCCACACCAUAACAUAUCCUCCUCCAUGCUUUACGGUGGGAAAAACACAUGCAGAGAUCAUCCGUUCACCCACACCGCGUCUCCUUAUACACGCCGGUUUGAACCAAAAAUCUCAAAUUUGGACUCCAGACCAAAGGACAAAUUUCCAACGGUCUAAUGUCCAUUGCUCGUGUUCCUUGGCCCAAGAAAGUCUCUUCUUCUUAUUGGUGUCCUUUAGUAGUGGUGUCUUUGCAACAAUUCAACCAUGAAAGCCUGAUUCACACAGUCUUCUCUGAACAGUUGAUGUUGAGAUGUGUCUGUUACUUGAACUCUGUGAAGCAAUUAUUUGGGCUGCAAUUUCAGAGACUGGUAACUCUAAUGAACUUAUCCUCUGCAGCAGAGGUAACUCUGGGUCUUCCAUUCCUGUGGCAGUCCUCAUGAGAGCCAGUUUCAUCAUAACGCUUAAUGUUUUUUGCGACUGGCUAUUUUAAUGUUCUGUAUUGACUGACCUUCAUGUCUUAAAGUAAUGAUGGACUGUCGUUUCUCUUUGCUUAUUUGAGCUGUUCUUGCCAUAAUAUGGGCUACCUUGUCACAACACAACUGAUUGGCUCAAACACAUUAAGAAGGAAAGAAAUUCCACAAAUGAACUUUUAACAAGGCACACCUGUUAAUUGAAAUGCAUUCCAGGUGACUACCUCAUGAAGUUGGUUGAGAGAAUACCAAGAAUGCAAAGCUGUCAUCAAGGCAAAGGGUGGCUAUUUGAAGAAUCUCAAAUAUCAAAUAUAUUUUGAUUAGUUUAACACUUUAUUUGGUUACUACAUGAUACCAUAUGUGUUAUUUCAUAGUUUUGAUGUCUUCACUAUUAUUCUACAAUGUAGAAAAUAGUAAAAAAAUAAAUAAAGACCCUUGAACGAGUAGGUGUUCUAAAACUUUUGACCGGUAGUGUAAGUAUUUACACCCCUGAGUCAAUGCAUGUUAGAAUCACCUUCAGCAGCGAUUACAGCUGUGAGUCUUUCUGGGUAAAUGUAAGUGUCCGAGUAAGUGUCUUACACACCUGGAUUGUACACUGAACAAAACUAUAAACGGCAUGUCAAAUCAAAUAUCAUUUUAUUUGUCACAUAUUCCCGAAUACAACGGGUGUGCAUACAAGAUCUUAACCAACAAUGCAGUUUUAAGAAAGAAUACCUAAAAAAAUUUUAAAAAUAAAACGAACAAAUAAUUAAAGAGCAGCAGUAAAAUAACAAUAGCGAGGCUAUAUACAGGGGGUACCGGCACAGAGUCAAUGUGCGGGGGACAAUUUCAACGAUUUUAAUGAGUUACAGUUCAUAUAAGGAAAUCAGUUAAUUGAAAUUAAUUAAUUAGGCCCUAAUCUAUGGAUUUCACAUGACUGGGAAUACAGAUAUGCAUCUGUUGGUCACAGAUACCUUAAAAGAUAGGAAGGGGCGUGGAUCAGAAAACCAGUCUGGUAUGACCACCAUUUGCCUCAUGCAGCGCGACACAUCUCUUUCGCAUAGUUGAUCAGGCUGUUGAUUGUGGCCUGUGGAAUGUUGUCCCACUCCUCUUCAAUGGCUGUGCAAAGUUGCUGGAUAUUGGCAGGAACUGGAACACGCGGUCGUACAUGUCAAUACAGAGCAUCCCAAACAUGCUCAAUGGUUGACAUGUCUUGUGAUUAUGCAGGCCAUGGAAAAACUGGGAAAUGUUCAGCUUCCAGGAAUUGUGUACAGAUCCUUGCGACAUGGGGCCGUGCAUUAUCAUGCUGAAACAUGAGGUGAUGGCGGGGAAUGAAUGGCACAACAAUGGGCCUCAGGAUCUCAUCACGGUAUCUCUGUGCAUUGAAAUAGCCAUCGAAAAAUGCAAUUGUGUUCGUUGUCCGUAGCUUAUGCCUGCCCAUACCAUAACCCCAACGACACCAUGGGGCACUCUGUUCACAACGAUGUCAUAGACGCUGUCUGCCAUCUGCCAGGUCCAGUUGAAACCGAGAUUAAUCUGUGAAGAGCACACUUCUCCAGCGUGCCAGUGGCCAUCGAAGGUGAGCAUUUGCCCAUUGAAGUCAGUUACGAUGCCGAACUGCAGUCAGGUCAAAAUCCUGGUGAGGACGUUGAGCAUACAGAUUAGCUUCCCUGAGAUGGUUUCUGACAGUUUGUGCAGAAAUUAUUUGGUUGUGCAAACCCACAGUUUCAUCAGCUGUCCGGGUGGCUGGUCUCAGACAAUCCCGGAGGUGAAGAACACAACAGUUUCAUCAGCUGUCCGGGUGGCUGGUCUCAGACGAUCCCAGAGGUGAAGAAGUCGGAAGUGGAGGUCCUGGGCUGGCGUGGUUACAUGCAGUGGUGUAAUGUACUUAAGUAAAAAUACUUGAAAUUACUACUUAAGUCGUUUUUGGAGGGAUAUCUGUACUUCACUAUUUAUUUUUUGACUCCUUAAAAUGUUACUUCACUACAUUCCUUAAGAAAAUAUUGUACUCUAUGCUCCAUACAUUUUCCUCAACACCCAAAAGUUCUUGUUACAUUUUGAAUGCUUAGCAGGACAGGAAAAUGGUACAAUUGACACAAUUCACUCACAGAACAUCCCUGGUCAUCCCUACUCACUCUGAUCUGGUGGACUCACUAAACUCACAUGCUUCAUUUAUAAAUGAUGUCUGAAUGUUGGAGUGUGCCCCUGGCUAUCCAUAAAUGUAAAAAAAAACUAGAAAAUGCUGCCAUCUGGUUUGCUUAAUAUAAGGACUUUGAAAUGGUUUAUGCUUUUACUUUUGAUACUUAAGUAUAUUUUAGAAAUUACAUUUACUUUUGAUACUUAAGUAUAUUUUAAACAAAAUACUUUCAGGCUUUUACUCAAGUAGUAUUUUACUGGGUGACUUUUACUUUUACUUGAGUCAUUUUCUAUUAGGGUAACUUUACUUUUACUCAAGUAUGACAAUUGGAUACUUUUUCCAACACUGGUUAUACGUGGUCUGCGGUUGUGAGGCCGGUUGGACAUACUGCCAAAUUCUCUAAAACAACGUUGAAGGGGGCUUAUGGUAGAGAAAUGAACAUUCAAUUCUCAGGCAACUGCUUUGGUAGACAUUCCUGCAGUCAGCAUGCCAAUUACACGCGUCCUCAAAACUUGAGACAUGUGGCAUUGUGUUGUGUGACAAAACUGCACAUUUUAGAGUGUCCUUUUAUUGUCUCCAGCACAAGGUGCACCUGUGUAAUGAUCAUGCUGUUUAAUCAGCUUCUUGAUAUGCCACACCUGUUAGGUGGAAGAAUUAUCUUGGCAAAGGAGAAAUGCUCACUAACGGAUGUAAACAAAUUCUUCAAGCAGAUUUAAGUCAAAACUGUAACUCGGCCACUCAGGAACAUUCACUAUCUUCUUGGUAAGCAAUUCCAGUGUAGAUUUAGCCACGUGUUUUGGUUAUUGUCCUGCUGAAAGGUGAAUUUAUCUCCCAGUGUCUGGUGGAAAGCAGACUGAACCAGGUUUUCCUCUAGGAUUUUGCCUGUGCUUAGUUCCAUUCCGUUUAUUUUUUAUUCUGAAAAACACCCAAUCCUUAACGAUUACAAGCAUAACCAUAACAUGAUGCAGCCACCACUAUGCUUGAAAGUAUGGAGAAUGGUACUCAUUAAUGUGUUGUAUUGGAUUUGCCCCAAACAUAAGACUUUGUAUGCAGGUCAAAAAGUUAAUUGCUUUGCCACAUUUGUUGCAGUAUUACUUUAGUGACUUGUUGCAACCAGGAUGCAUGUUUUGGAAUAUUUUUAAUCUGUACAAGCUUCCUUCUUUUCACUCUGUCAAUUAGGUUAGUAUUGUGGAGUAACUACAAUGUUGUUGAUCCAUCCUCAGUUUACUCCUAUCACAGCCAUUAAACUUUGGUUUUGGUUUCCUUCCUCUCCGGCAACUGCGUUUGUAAGGACGCCUGUAUCUUUGUAGUGACUGGGUGUAUUGAUACACCAUCCAAAGUGUAAUUAAUAAAGUGGUCCUCUGUAGCUCAGCUGGUAGAGCACGGCGCUUGUAACACCAGGGUAGUGGGUUCGAUCCCCGGGACAACCCAUACACAAAAAUGUAUGCACGCAUGACUGUAAGUCGCUUUGGAUAAAAGCGUCUGUUUUUAUUAUUAUUGUAACUUCACCAUGCUCAAAAGUUGCCCUUCUUUAUUGGAAAACCUCCCCGGUCUUUCUGGUUGAAUCUGUGUUUGAAAUUCACUGGAGUGAGCGAGUUACAGAAAAUUGUAUGUGUGGGGUACAGAGAUGAGGUAGUCAUAAAGAAAUCAUGUUACUCCUUAAGAGUCUAUUGACGAACCUGUGCGUCAAUCUAAGUAACCAUCAAAAUCCGUCAGUUUAAACUAGAGAUCCGCCUAUGUCGGCCUUCUGCAUCUGCGGUGGGAGGUGACCGAGCUACAGCGGUGUUUGUCAGAUCAUUAGACAUCCCGAAAAUCAGUAUUUUUACGGAAAUGUCUGUAGCGUCUAACCGGUUUGGUCUACAAACUAUUACGAACACGAUGGUGUUCUCCAUUUUGCUAUACGACCCCCACAAGUGUCACAGGACUCAUCUGAAGGUAACCCAUAAAAAAUAAUGGAAGUACUGUAUGGAGGUACAGUGCCUUGCAAAAGUAUUCAUCCCCCUUGGCGUUUUUCCUAUUUUGUUGCAUUAAAACCUGUAAUUUAAAUUGAUUUUUAUUUGGAUUUCAUGUAAUGGACAUACACAAAAUAGUCCAAAUUGGUGAAGUGAAAUAAAAAAAAAUACGUUUCAAAAAAUCCUAAAAAAAAAAUAACGGAAAAGUGGUGCGUGCAUAUGUAUUCACACCCUUUGCUAUGAAGCCCCUAAAUAAGAUCUGGUGCAACCAAUUACCGUCAGAAGUCAUAUAAUUAGUUAAAUAAAGUCCACCUGUGUGCAAUCUAAGUGUCACAUGAUCUGUAUAUAUACACCUGUUCUGAAAGGCCCCAGAGUCUGCAACAUCACUAAGUAGGGGGCACCACCAAGCAAGCUGCACCAAGAAGACCAAGGAGCUCUCCAAACAGGUCAGGUACAAAGUUGUGGAGAAGUACAGAUCAGAGUUGGGUUAUAAAAAAAUAUCCGAAACUUUGAACAUCCCAAUCAGCACCAUUAAAUCCAUUAUUUUAAAAAUGGAAAGAAUAUUGCACCACAACAAACCUGCCAAGAGAGGGCCGCCCACCAAAACUCACGGACCAGGCAAGGAGGGCAUUAAUCAGAGCGGCAACAAAGACACCAAAGAUAACCCUGAAGGAGCUGCAAAGCUCCACAGCGGAGAUUGGAGUAUCUGUCCAUAGGACCACUUUAAGCCAUACACUCCACAGAGCUGGGCUUCACGGAAGAGUGGCCAGAAAAAAGCCAUUGCUUAAAGAAAAUAAUAAGCAAACACGUUUGGUGUUCGCCAAAAGGCAUGUGGGAGACUCCCCAAACAUAUGGAAGAAGGUACUCUGGUCAGAUGACACUAAAAUUGAGCUUUUUGGCCAUAAAGGAAAAUGCUAUGUCUGGCGCAAACCCAACACCUCUCAUCACCCCAAGAACACCAUCCCCACAGUGAAGCAUGGUGGUGGCAGCAUCAUGCUGUGGGGAUGUUUUUCAUCAGCAGGGACUGGGAAACUGGUCAGAAUUGAAGGAAUGAUGGAUGGCACUAAAUACAGGGAAAUUCUUGAGGGAAACCUGUUUCAGUCUUCCAGAGAUUUGAGACUGGGACAGAGGUUCACCUUCCAGCAGGACAAUGACCCUAAGCAUACUGCUAAAGCAACACUCAAGUGGUUUAAGGGUAAACAUUUAAAUGUCUGGGAAUGUCUAUCCAAUUGAGAAUCUGUGGUAUGACUUAAAGAUUGCUGUACUCCAACUUGAAGGAGCUGGGGCAGUUUUGCCUUGAAGAAUGGGCAAAAUUCCCAGCUAGAUGUGCCAAGCUUGUAGAGACAUACCCCAAGAGACUUGCAGCUGUAAUUGCUGCAAAAGGUGGCUCUACAAAGUAUUGACUUUGGGGGGGUGAAUAGUUAUGCACGCUCAAGUUUUAAAAAAUCAAUUUUAAUUCCAGAUUGUAAGGCAACAAAAUAGGAAAAAUGCCAAGAGGGGUGAUGUUAUGAGAAUUUCGAUCUCAAUGUUUCAAAAAUGAACUUAUUACUCAGUCUGUAAGUUCCAGAGGUUGUACAUCUCUAAUAAUCAGACCAAGCAGCCUCGCAUACAAUCAUCAGGCUUUAUUCAUGAGAACGUUCUGAAACAAAAUGGUGGUACAUUCCUUUUAUACACACACGUCAUUCAAAAAAAUCCCACCCCGCCUUAGGCGGGCUGUAGUUUUCCACUAGAAAACUGCUCUCCUGACCAUCAGGUCACCCACAUAUGUUCUUAUCAUAGUUUACUCCCUGCAUUCCUCAGUUAUCGCCGUUCUCACAAUAUUCUGACAGCCUCAUUGUACUUCUAACUAAGCUACACAUAUUAUCAGUUUAUAGUCUUAUGAUUCUAACACUUUUCACACAGCUUCAGGGUGUAAUAAUUAGUCAUUAUUAAUUUACCAAAUUCUUCUAUCAGGUGAAUAUUUUCGCAAGCCACUGUAGUUUUGUGUCAACAAAAAGAAGUGGUUAAAUAUGUGCAACAAAAAAAAAUUAUAUAUAUAUAUAUACAGUGCCUUUGGAAAGUAUUCAGACCACUUGACUUUUUCCACAUUUUGUUACGUUACCACCUUAUUCUAAAAUUGAUUUAAAAAAACAAAUUCUCAGCAAUCUACACACAAUACUCCAUAAUGACAGACAAAGCGAAAACAGGUUUUUAGAAAUGUUUGCAAAUGUAUUAAAAAUCUAAACAGAAAUACCUUAUUUACAUAAGUAUUCAGACCCUUUGCUAUGAGACUCGAAAUUGAGCUCAGGUGCAUCCUGUUUACAUUGAUCAUCCUUGAGAUGUUUCUACAACUUGAUUGGAGUCCACCAGUGGUAAUUUCAAUUGAUUGGUCAUGAUUUGGAAAGGCACACACCUGUCUAUAUAAGGUCCCACAGUUGACAGUGCAUGUCAGAGCAAAAACCAAGCCAUGAGGUCGAAGGAAUUUUCCAUGGAAGAAGUUUGGAACCACCAAGACUUCCUAGACCUGGCCGCCCGGCCAAACUGAGCAAUCGGGGGAGAAGGGCCUUGGUCAGGGAGGUGACCACGAACCCGAUUCCUCUAGGGUUCCUCUGUGGAGAUGGGAGAACCUUCCAGAAGGACAACCAUCUCUGCAGCACUCACCCAAUCAGGCCUUCAUGGUAUUGGCCAGACGGAAGCAAUUCCUCAGUAAAAGGCACAUGACAUCCUGCUUGGAGUUUGCCAAAAGGCACCUAAAGACUCUCAACCAUGAGAAACAGGAUUCUCUGGUCUGAUGAAACCAAGAUUGAACUCUUUGGCCUGAAUGCCUAGCGUCACGUCUGGAGGAAACCUGGCACCAUCCCUACGGUGAAGAAUGAGAGACUUGAAAAAAGCUGUGCAGCAUUGCUCUCCAUCCAACCUGACAGAGCUUGAGAGGAUCUGCAGAGAAGAAUGGGAGAAACCCCCCAAAUACAGGUGUGCCAAGCUUGUAGCGUCUUACCCAAGAAGACUCGAUGCUGUAAUCGCUGUCAAAGGUGCUUCAACAAAGUACUGAGUAAAGGGUCUGAAUACUUAUGUAAAUGUUAUAUUUCAGUUUUGUAUUUUUUAUAAAUUAGCAAAAACUUAUAAAAACCUGUUUUUGCUUCGUCAUUAUGGGGUAUUGUGUGUAGAUUGAUGAGGGGAAAAAAACAAUUUAAUACAUUUUAGAAUAAGGCUGUAACUUUAUAAAAUAUGGAAAGAGUCAAGGGGACUGAAUACUUUCUGAAGGCACUGUAUAUAUUUCCUGAGCUUUCUUAUAGCUACUAGAUAUAGGGACAGACACUUCAAAACCUUGUUCCUUAUGAUGUUUUUUUUUCCUGUCUUUUUUUGCCAUUCAUGAAUGUGGUAUUCAAUGAGGUUAAACACUAUUAUUGCACGCAGAGUGAGUCCAUGCAACGUAUUAUGUGACUUGUUAAGCACAUUUUACUCCUGAGCUUAUUUAGGCUUGCCAUAACAAAGGGGUUGAAUACUUAUUGACUCAAGACAUUUCAGCUUUUCAUUUUCUAUUAAUUUAUAAACAUUUUGAAUAACAUAAUUCCACUUUGACGUUAUGUGGUAUUGUGUGUAGGCCAGUGACAAAAAAUCUCUAUUUGAUCCAUUUUAAAUUCAGGCUGUAACACAACAAAAUGUGGAAAAAGUAAAUGAGUGUGAAUACUUUCUGAAGCUCUGCUCUCUCCCAGGAAUCACACACAAACACACACACACCAUACGUCUUGCAUACACACACACAGAGAAACACACACACACUCAGGUAUUACCUCCAAGGGACGGCAUUGCUACGGCAACGGGUGCCUUGCUCCUCUAAUGAUCUUGUUGCCAUGCCAGUGGUGUUGGCUACAGUAUCAAACGGAUAGGCAGAGGGGGAGAAAACUAUAGAAAAUGUUGUCCCAAAUGUUUUUUAAUAAAGAAUUAUAUGGAAAUAGACUCCAUAAACAUCAGCGUAAAAUCGAAUUAGUGCAAAGUUACCAGAUGCAUAUAAAAACAUCAAAGACAUUGUCCAUUGUGAUCAGAAAGCCUCUAGUGUAUCAAACACAGACAUGUGCCCCAUGUAGCUCAGCUGGUAAAGCAUGGCGCUUGCAACUCCAGGGUUGUGGGUUUGAUUCCCACAUGGGGCCAGUAUGAAAAUGUAUGCACUCACUAACUGUAAGUUGCUCUGGAUAAGAGCGUCUGCUAAAUGACUAAAAUGUAAAUGUGUGGGGGGAAAAGCGCUUUAUCCUCCAAAGAAGUUUAUGAAGAAAAUCUCUGUCUUCCAUUGAUUGCAAUGCAGGUCUAGGGUUAUGGCAUAGGCAGAUAAUUGGUUUAGUUGACAGAGUGAGUGUUGUACUCUGGGCCUAGUAAUUAUUGAGUCUUAUUGUGUGUGUGUUGAAUCUUGUUAGAUGUUAAUAGACAUGGCAACUGAUUAAUAAUUUACACACAUUUCAUUUGUAUUCAAAUGAGUCAGAAUGGUGAUAGUGAAUCAGUAGCUUUACAGCGAAUGAGCACAUUUGAUGUUCAAUAGUUUGUAUCAGUUAGAUUAUUUGUUUAUUUCAAGUAGAGUAAGCAUGAUUAUUGUCCGUUUUCAAUGAGACCAGUAAAGGGGCAUCGAUAGAAAGGCGAAACCAAUUUCCAUAAAUUACUUGCUACGUCUACUUUUAAAACAAACUCUUGUCAAUCAAGAGCCAUUAAUACAGCCUCGUUGCUAAAAUGUCACAAUGUUAUAAUUAACUGCCAUGAUGCUUUAGAUUUGGAUAACAAAUUGUGUGUCAAGCUAAUCAUACACCUUACAGUCAAAUCAAAUGGCAUUUAAAAUGUAGAACUCACCUUUGCCGCACUCCUUCCUUCCAUCCAACACUCACACGCACACACACACACACACACACACACACACACACACACACACACACACACACACACACACACACACCACCUUGAAAAUAAUACACUCAAGAUCUCAUGCUUAUUAACUCUCCACUGUGCUGUCUCUCAUCUCCUACCUUUGUCAGAGGUGUCUGCAGUUUGACCCUGACUUCACGGUGUGGAGCGCCAAGCAGCAGGUCGUCUGUUCGCUGAACGAGCCACUGUGGGACAUCUACAACUACGGCCUCUUCCAGCCCGCCGGAGAGGGACGAGACGCCAUGUUCCUGGAGGAGGAGCGCUGCCUCCGAGACUACCCACAGUCCUUUGAGAAAGGGGUGCCUUACCUGGAGGUAUUUUGAUGGGAGACACUGGAUGUUAGAGAGUGAAGCAGUAAUAAUAUGUUGAUCCUAUUUAGAUUGAGGCUUUUCAGGAUGUGCAUUUAAAUCUCACUAAGACUAGUGGGCUGCCCCCAAGUCAGAUUUUCAUUGCAUUUUCUUUAACUGACUUGAUAUGCAUGGAUUUUACCUCAACCUUAACCAGUUUGUAGGAGAAAAACAGACUUCUUAUAGAUGUAUUGAUAUACAUUAGUUUUUUAGUGGUUUUGCAGUGCUUAGAUUUUUCACUGUGGAGCUCCACCUAUUGUAAAAGCAAUAUACAGGACAGUGAUACCCAUGCACUGAUAUUAGGAUGCCCUCUGGUGGUGUGUCUGUUGCAAGUGUUUAUGACCUGGGUGGGGUUCCAAAUAUGUAAGCGGUCAGGGCUAGAGUUUUUGUUCCAGAGGCACUACAGUGUUUAGAUUAGGCAUUGUUGGAGCCAGGAGUAUGAAAACAAUGUGGUUUUUAUCCUUCAGAUGGUUUUAAAUAUUUGCUUUUACUGCAAAUAUUUUCUGUUCCACAGUUUAGGUACAAGACCAGGGUAUACAAACAAACAAACCUGGAUGAAAAACUACUUACUAAACUGCACACGAAGGUACUUCCUAUGUUAUUAUAAUAUGUUUAUGUCCCUUUGUAGGUGAAACAUAUACAGCUAUGGAAAUGAAUGUUUAUGGCAGACCAAUGUUUAUAUUGUCCAGUGAACAUCUUCCCUUGCAGGCAAGUCUGAAAAAGUUCAUGGACUACAUUUCGAGUGGAUCAUUAGAUAAGAUGUCAAAGGUCCUGGACAAAGGCCUCGACCCAAACUACCAUGACCCUGGCAAUGGAGGUGAGUUGAAAACUAGCUUGAUAGGGUUGCCACUGCAUGACUCUGACACUGCUUUCAGUCAAAUGUCAAAUGAUCAGUUUAGAUAUUGACAACCCCCUUAAAUCUCAAACUCUUUCUUUGCUCCCGCCCUCUCUUCAUGGUCCUCCAUUUCCCCCUCCCUCCUUUCUUUCUCUCCCUCCUCUUCAGAGUCCCCUCUGUCUGUGGCGGUCCAAUCUGGUAUGACAGUGGAGGGGAUCAGGGCGCUCGUUCAGGGUGGGGCCCAUGUCGACUUUAGAACCAGAGAUGGACUGACAGCUGUACACAAGGCUGUCAGGGCACACAAUCACGUUGCGCUGCUGGUAACUAGGACUCCACACACACACACACACCACACACAUCAUGGAUUCAAUAAACUUGUAUUUUCUCCAUCCUUGCCAGGCUCUACUGUCCCUGGGAGCGUCUCCUGACUACAAAGACCGAUGUAGCCUGACCCCGCUGUACCACUCAGUGCUGAUAGGUGGCGACACUUCCUGCUGCGAGACCCUACUCUACUACAGGGCCAGACUGGGAGUGAGGGAUGAAAACGGCUGGGAGGAGUCUCACCAGGUAUCCGUCUGGCUGUCUAAAGCAGGGACGGCCCUUUUGCAGGCCCGCAGAUCAAUUUCCCCCAAAAAUAGAAUGGUCUCCUUCCGUAUGAUCGUCACGCACGAUAUCUCAGACAGGAGGGGGGGGGGGGGGGGGGGUGCUGGAUCAUUCGUGGGAGACAACAUGUAUACUGUUGUUUUUAUGUCUAUUCAUUUUAUAUGUAUUUUCGUCUUCUGUGUAUUAUCAUACGUUGAUAUAGUACAUUAGGUUUUUACUUUACUUUCAGUCUCCUGUCCUGUUCAUGUCUUCAACAUUUCACCCCUCUUUCUCUACUCUCCUUUCUCCUCCAUUGAGAAAUACUCUCACUCAUCUCUUUCCAUUCAUUCCCUUUCCUCCCCUCUUCCUUUCUCUCCAUAGCUCAGGGAUGAAGAGGAAUUUGGAAUGCAAGAAAUACACAAGGUACUCAUCAUGUAAUCCAUUAAUACUUCCAUUUAAGUCAUGAAGUUGCGGGAAGAGUAACACUUAGGAUCAUUGUAUGGGACACUUUUAAAUGUGCCUUUAGAGGCCAUGCAAUUCAGUACUCAAAAGCAAUUUAGGUCAAAAGAGUCCAUACUAACAAAGGAAAUAGAAGGUCUAACAGAACAGAUAGAUAGCAAUAAAAACUGUAACAUAGUGGCUCAGAAUACAUUAGAGGAAAAACCAAAAGAAAUUGAGAAACUUAUUCAAUAAAGAUCAAGUGUAAUAUAUUAUAGAAAAUAAACCAAACUGGAUGGAAUAUGGGGAAAAUGCACCAAAUUAUUUUUUAAUCUUCAACAUAGAAAUACUACCAAAAAUAAUUUACUGAAACUGGUUACAAAUGACGGAGUCACCCUUGAUUCACCAAAUUAUAUUUUGAAGGAGGAAGCAAAGUACUUUAAGCAUAUGUUUUCGUUUCAGUCGCCCCCAUCUCCUCUAACUGAAGCUAAUUGUAGCGAUUUUCUUUCUAUUGAUAAUGUAAAAUUAACAGCCAUACAGAAAGACUCAUGUGAAGGUGAAAUUACAGAGGAUGAACUUCUGGAUGCAAUUAAAGACUUUAAGUCCGGGAAAACUCCAGGGUUGGAUGGCAUACCAGUCGAGGUAUACCAAACCUUUUUUGAUAUACUCAGAGGACCGUUAUUAGCAUGUUUUAACCACUCCUAUGUAAAUAUAGAUUAUCAGACACUCAAGAAGAAGGUCUAAUUUCAUUAUUACUGAAACAGGAUACAAGUGGAAAAUAUAAAGAUCCAGUCCAUUUAAACAUUUGGAGGCCCCUUACACUUCAGUGUUGCGGUGCAAAAAUUCUAGCAAAAUGUAUAGCGCAUAGAAUUAAAAAGGUAUUGUCGGACAUUAUUCAUUCUAAUCAGACAGGUUUUUUACAUGGACGAUACAUUGGAGAUAAUAUAAGGCAAGUACUGGAAACAAUAGAACACUAUGAAAAAUCUGGGAAACCAGGCCUGCUAUUCAUAGCAGACUUUGAAAAAAAGUAUGACUGGAGUUUAUAUAUAAAUGCCGGAGCUUUUCAAUUUUGGAGAAUCUCUUAUACAAUGGGUUAAAAUCAUGUAUAGUAACCCUAGGUGUAAAAUAGUACAUAAUGGCUAUUUCUCCUAAAGUUUUAAACUGUCAAGAGGAGUAAAACAAGGUUGUCCACUAUUUGCAUAUCUAUUUAUUAUGGCCAUCGAAAUGUUAGCUAUUAAAAUCAGAUCCAACAAUAAUAUCAAGGGAUUAGAAAUCCAGGGCUUAAAAGCAAAGGUGUCAUUGUACGCUGAUGAUUCAUGUUUUCUUUUAAAUCCACAACUUGAAUCCCUCCAUAGCCUCAUAGAGGAUCUAGAUUAAUUUUCUAACCUCUCUGGAUUACAACCAAAUUAUGAUAAAUGUACUAUAUUAUGUAUUGGAUCACUAAAAAAUACAAUUUUUACAUUACCAUGUAGUUUACCAAUACAAUGGUCUGAUGGUGAUGUGGAUAUACUCGGAAUACAUAUCCCAAAUGAAAUAAAUGAUCUCACUCCAAUACAUUUUUAUAGAAAGUUAGCAAAAAUAGAUAAGAUCUUGCUACCAUGGAAAGGUAAAUACAUGUCUAUUUGUGGAAAAAUCACCCGGAUUUAACUCUUUAGUAUUAUCCCAGUUUACCUAUUUGCUUAUGGUCUUGCCUACGCCUAGCGAACAGUUGUUUAAAUUAUAUGAUAAAAAAAUAUUCCAUGUUAUUUGGAACGGCAAGCCAGACAAAAUUAAACGGGCCUAUUUAUAUAAUGAAUAUGAAUUUGGAGGACAGAAAUGAUUAACUAUUAAAGCAUUAGACCUAUCACUAAAAGCUUCAGUCAUACAAAAGUUAUACUUAUAUCCGAACUGGUUCUCUAGCAAAUUAGUAAGAUUGUCUCACCCUAUGUUCAAGAAUGGCCUUUUUCCCUUUAUUCAGAUUACAACCUCGCACUUUCAGUUAUUUGAAAAGGAAAUAAUCUCCCAAAUAUCACUAUUUCUAAAACAAGCCAUAGAAAGUUGGUUGCAAUUUCAAUUAAAUCCUCCAGAAACGACAGAACAAAUAAUGCAACCAAUAUUGUGGUUAAACUGAAAUAUACUAAUUGAUUAAAAAACAUUAUUUUUAGAAAAAAUGUUUUAAAAAGGUAUAAUCUUCGUAAAUUAUAUCAUAGGUAGGACUGGUGGAGUUAUGUCGCACAUGCAGCUAACAAAAACAUAUGGCAAUGUCUGCCCUACCCAAAAUUACAACCAAAUAAUUGUAGCAUUACCACAAAAAUGGAAGAGGAAAGUGGAAGGGGGGAAAAGUAAGGAACUUGUCUGUCGGCCCUGCAUUAAAGAAUAUAAUUGGUUAAAGAAAAUUGUGAUAAAUAAAAAAGUAUACCAGUUUCAUUUAAGGACCAAAGGAUCGACAGCCGUCCCAUAUAGAUUGCAAAAUAGUUGGGAAGAGAUUUUUGACGUACCGAUUCCAUGGAUUAGUGUUUAUGAACUGAUACGCAAAAUUCAAAACGUAUAAUUUUUCAAUUUUAAUUAUUAUACAAAAUUGUUGCUACCAAUAGAAUGUUAUUUAUAUGGGGGAUACAAUCUUCCCAGCUCUGUAGAUUUUGCUGUGAAGAGACAGAACCAUUAGAUAAUUUGUUUUGGUACUGUCCGUUUGUAGCUUGUUUUUGGACACAGGUCCAGGAAUGGCUGAAGGAUUGCAAUAUUUACCUGGCGCUAACCCUGCAGAUAGCACUACUGGAUGAUCUGAAAAGUAAUAGUCAAUCGAUCAAUAAUAUAAUAAUACUUUUAGCAAAAAUGUUUAUUUUCAAAUUACGAUCUGUAGAAACAAUGAGACUAGAAGGGUUCAGAACUUUUGUGAAACAUCACAGUACAGUUGAAAAAUAUAUGAUGAAUAGAAAUCCAAUAUGGAUGUGUUAAGAGAUACAGUGGGGGGGGAAAUUAUUUAGUCAGCCACCAAUUGUGCAAGUUCUCCCACUUAAAAAGAUGAGAAAGGCCUGUAAUUUUCAUCAUAGGUACACGUCAACUAUGACAGAGAAAUUGAGAGGAAAAAAAUCCAGAAAAUCACAUUGUAGGAUUUUUAAUGAAUUUAUUUGCAAAUUAUGGUGGAAAAUAAGUAUUUGGUCACCUACAAACAAGCAAGAUUUCUGGCUCUCACAGACCUGUAACUUCUUCUUUAAGAGGCUCCUCUGUCCUCCACUCGUUACCUGUAUUAAUGGCACCUGUUUGAACUUGUUAUCAGUAUAAAAUACACCUGUCCACAUCCUCAAACAGUCACACUCCAAACUCCACUAUGGCCAAGACCAAAGAGCUGUCAAAGGACACCAGAAACAAAAUUGUAGACCUGCACCAGGCUGGGAAGACUGAAUCUGCAAUAGGUAAGCAGCUUGGUUUGAAGAAAUCAACUGUGGGAGCAAUUAUUAGGAAAUGGAAGACAUACAAGACCACUGAUAAUCUCCCUCGAUCUGGGGCUCCACGCAAGAUCUCACCCCGUGGGGUCAAAAUGAUCACAAGAACGGUGAGCAAAAAUCCCAGAACCACACGGGGGGACCUAGUGAAUGACCUGCAGAGAGCUGGGACCAAAGUAACAAAGCCUACCAUCAGUAACACACUACGCCGCCAGGGACUCAAAUCCUACAGUGCCAGACGUGUCCCCCUGCUUAAGCCAGUACAUGUCCAGGCCCGUCUGAAGUUUGCUAGAGUGCAUUUGGAUGAUCCAGAAGAGGAUUGGGAGAAUGUCAUAUGGUCAGAUGAAACCAAAAUAGAACUUUUUGGUAAAAACUCAACUCGUCGUGUUUGGAGGACAAAGAAUGCUGAGUUGCAUCCAAAGAACACCAUACCUACUGUGAAGCAUGGGGGUGGAAACAUCAUGCUUUGGGGCUGUUUUUCUGCAAAGGGACCAGGACGACUGAUCCGUGUAAAGGAAAGAAUGAAUGGGGCCUUGUAUCGUGAGAUUUUGAGUGAAAACCUCCUUCCAUCAGCAAGGGCAUUGAAGAUGAAACGUGGCUGGGUCUUUCAGCAUGACAAUGAUCCCAAACACACCGCCCGGGCAACGAAGGAGUGGCUUCGUAAGAAGCAUUUCAAGGUCCUGGAGUGGCCUAGCCAGUCUCCAGAUCUCAACCCCAUAGAAAAUAUUUGGAGGGAGUUGAAAGUCUGUGUUGCCCAGCGACAGCCCCAAAACAUCACUGCUCUAGAGGAGAUCUGCAUGGAGGAAUGGGCCAAAAUACCAGCAACAGUGUGUGAAAACCUUGUGAAGACUUACAGAAAACGUUUGACCUGUGUCAUUGCCAACAAAGGGUAUAUAACAAAGUAUUGAGAAACUUUUGUUAUUGACCAAAUACUUAUUUUCCACCAUAAUUUGCAAAUAAAUUCAUAAAAAAUCCCACAAUGUGAUUUUCUGGAUUUUUUUUCCUCAUUUUGUCUGUCAUAGUUGACGUGUACCUAUGAUGAAAAUUACAGGCCUCUCUCAUCUUUUUAAGUGGGAGAACUUGCACAAUUGGUGGCUGACUAAAUACUUUUUUUCCCCACUGUAGAUGGGAGGUGUUGAAUAGAGAUGGAUGGGACUAAUAACAACUAACAACAACUAAUAACAACAAGAUAACUAAUGUAAAGAAUACUGUGUCCAUAAUAAGUAUAUAGGUUAUAGGUUGAGAGCUUUUGUGAAAGAGCACAGUUAGAAAGAUAUGGCAUAUACAGUAGAAGCAAACCAGAUGGACAUCAUGAAAAUGAUCGGAGAGGUUGAGGGUAGAGGAAGUUCAGGAGUAAAAACAAACAAAAUAGAAUUAUUGUAAAAUUGACUGUGUCCAUAAAAUGUAUAUAGUAUGUAUAAGCUGGAAGUAGAGGCCUAAGCGUUGUUGUUCACUAGUUUACUCCAAUUAGGGAAGGGGUGGUGGGGUUGGAAAGUAAUAAAGGGAAAUAUAAUUUAUUUGAUAUGUGUAUAUAUUGUAUUUAUAUGUAAAGUAUGUAUGUGUAUACCCUCACUGUAUGUAUAUAAGUAUUUGAUCCCUUGCUGAUUUUGUACGUUUGCCCACUGACAAAGAAAUGAUCAGUCUAUAAUUUUAAUGGUAGGUUUAUUUGAACAGUGAGAGACAGAAUAACAACAAAAAAAUCCAGAAAAACGCAUGUCUAUAAUGUUAUACAUUGAUUUACAUUUUAAUGAGGGAAAUAAGUAUUUGACCCCCUCUCAAUCAGAAAGAUUUCUGGCUCCCAGGUGUCUUUUAUACAGGUAACGAGCGGAGAUUAGGAGCACACUCUUAAAGGGAGUGCUCCUAAUCUCCGUUUGUUACUUGUAUAAAAGACACCUGUCCACAGAAGCAAUCAAUCAAUCAGAUUCCAAACUCUCCACCAUGGCCAAGACCAAAGAGCUCUCCAAGGAUGUCAGGGACAAGAUUGUAGACCUACACAAGGCCGGAAUGGGCUACAAGACCAUUGCCAAGCAGCUUGGUGAGAAGGUGACAACAGUUGGUGCGAUUAUUCGCAAAUGGAAGAAACACAAAAGACCUGUCAAUCUCCCUCGGCCUGGGGCUCCAUGCAAGAUCUCACCUCGUGGAGUUGCAAUGAUCAUGAGAACGGUGAGGAAUCAGCCCAGAACUACAUGGGAGGAUCUUGUCAAUGAUCUCAAGGCAGCUGGGACCAUAGUCACCAAGAAAACAAUUGGUAACACACUACGCCGUGAAGGACUGAAAUCCUGCAGCGCCCGCAAGGUCCCCCUGCUCAAGAAAGCACAUAUACAGGGCCGUCUGAAGUUUGCCAAUGAACAUCUGAAUGAUUCAGAGGAGAACUGGGUGAAAGUGUUGUGGUCAGAUGAGACCAAAAUCGAGCUCUUUGGCAUCAACUCAACUCGCCGUGUUUGGAGGAGGAGGAAUGCUGCCUAUGACCCCAAGAACACCAUCCCCACCGUCAAACAUGGAGGUGGAAAAAUUAUGCUUUGGGGGUGUUUUUCUGCUAAGGGGACAGGACAACUUCACCGCAUCAAAGGGACGAUGGAGGGAACCUCCUUCCCUCAGCCAGGGCAUUGAAAAUGGGUCGUGGAUGUGUAUUCCAGCAUAACAAUGACCCAAAACACACGGCCAAGGCAACAAAGGAGUGGCUCAAGAAGAAGCACAUUAAGGUCCUGCCAGUCUCCAGACCUUCAUCCCAUAGAAAAUCUGUGGAGGGAGCUGAAGGUUCGCGUUGCCAAACGUCAGCCUCGAAACCUUAAUGACUUGGAGAAGAUCUGCAAAGAGGAGUGGAACAAAAUCCCUCCUGAGAUGUGUGCAAACCUGGUGGCCAACUACAAGAAACGUCUGACCUAUAUGAUUGCCAACAAGGGUUUUGCCACCAAGUACUAAGUCAUGUUUUGCAGAGGGGUCAAAUACUUAUUUCCCUGAUUUAAAAUGCAAAUCAAUUUAUAACAUUUUUGACAUGCGUUUUUCUGGAUUUUUUUGUUGUUAUUCUGUCUCUCACUGUUCAAAUAAACCUACCAUUAAAAUUAUAGACUGAUCAUGUAUUUGUCAGUGGGCAUACGUACAAAAUCAGCAGGGGAUCAAAUACUUUUUUCCCUCACUGUACACUACCGUUCAAAAGUUUGGGGUCACAUAGAAAUGUCCUUGUUUUCGAAAGAAAAGCAAUUUUCAAAAUAACAUCAAAUUGAUCAGAAAUACAGUGUAGAUAUUGUUAAUGUUGUAAAUGGCUAUUGUAGCUGGAAACUGCUUAUUUUUAAUGGAAUAUCUACAUAGGCGUAUAGAGGCCCAUUAUCAGCAACCAUCAGUCCUGUGUUCCAAUGGCACGUUGUGUUUGCUAAUCCAAGUUUAUCAUUUUAAAAGGCUAAUUGAUCAUUAUAAAACCCUUUUGCAAUUAUGUUAGUACAGCUGAAAACUGUUGUGGUGAUUAAAGAGUGGUCCUCUGUAGCUCAGCUGGUAGAGCACGGCGCUUGUAACGCCAAGGUAGUGGGUUCGAUCCCCGGGACCACCCAUACACAAAAAUGUAUGCACGCAUGACUGUAAGUCGCUUUGGAUAAAAGCGUCUGCUAAAUGGCAUAUUAUUAUUAUUAUUAUUUAAAGAAGCAGUAAAACUGGCCUUCUUGAAACUGGUUGAGUAUCUGGAGCAUCAGCAAUUGUGGGUUUGAUUACAGGCUAAAAAUGGACAGAAAGAAAUAACUUUAUUUUGAAACUCAUCAGUCUAUUCUUGUUCUGAGAAAUGAAGGUUAUUCCAUGCGAGAAAUUGCCAAGAAUCUGAAGAUCUCGUACAACGCUGUAUACUACUACCUUCACAGAACAGCGCAAACUGGCUCUAACCAGAAUAGAAAGAGGAGUGGGAGGCCCCGGUCCACAACUGAGCAAGAGGACAAAUACAUUAGAGUGUCUAGUUUGAGAAACAGGCGCCUCGCAGGUCCUCAACUGGCAGCUUCAUUAAAUAGUACCCGCAAAACACAAGUCUCAACGUCAACAGUGAAGAGGCGACUCCGGGAUUCUGACCUUCUAGGCAGAGUUGCAAAGAAAAAGCCAUAUCUCAGACUGCCCAUCUUAAUCUUUUCUUUUUAUUGGCCACCUCUUCACUGUUGACGUUGAGACUGGUGUUUUGCAGGUACUAUUUAAUGAAGCUGCCAGUUGAGGACCUGUGAGUAAAACAAUUUCAUCAUUUUUAGAAUAAGGCUGUAACAUAAUAAAAUGUGGAAAAAGUCAAAGGGUCUGAAUACUUUCCGAAUACACUGUAUAUUUCAUUUAUUUGCAAUUGAUUGUGACGUGAUGAUCCUUCUACAACCCCUGAGAUUUUAUUUUGCUAAUAAUUGUAAUCUUUAGAUACUUUUUUUACACACUUCCCCCAAGGCCUGCCAGAAUGGUUUUGCCCAGCACCUGGAGCACCUUCUGUUUUAUGGGGCAGAUACCACUUCUCAGAAUGCCUUAGGGAAUACCGCACUUCACAUUUGUGCCCUGUAUAAUAAGGUAAGUACCAUUUAAAAUACGCAAUAAAGAGUGUUUGUGUCCAUUCAAAGUUGAACUUAAAGUAACUGGUAUGUGAGUUCCAAAAUUACUGUGUGAUAUUUUAGUCCUGAAUCAAGUUAAAGGUCCAAUGCAGCCGUUUUUAUCGAAAUAUCAAAUCAUUUCUGGAUAACAAUGAAGUACCUUACUGUGAUUGUUUUCAAUUAAAAUGAUAAAAAAGAAACAAAUAGCUUCUUAGCAAAGAGCAAUUACUCAAGCAAGAAUGUUGCUAGGACUGUCUGGGAGUGGUUUAAGUGGUCUUUAAAAACAGCUCUUACACUGAAAGGGUUAUCAUCAUUUUCACAAUUUCACAGAAUUAUUCCAACCUCAAAGUGUGGAAAUAGAUAUAAAACAAAUGAAAAUUAAGUUUUUGACUGCACUGGGCCUUUAAACAGCGUCUGUCUUUCUGGCCUAUCAGGAAAGCUGUGUUCGUGUUCUGCUCUACAGAGGGGCCAAUAAGGAAAUGAAGAACAAGCAUGGACAAACCCCGUUUCAGGUAUCAAUAACAACUUCAUGUUUUCAGUUUUCUUAAUUUUUUUUAUACAGCCGACUACGCCAAAUGUAAUCAGGGUUGUUAUACGUAAAUAAACCAUUGAGUUGAACAUCAGUUACUUGUUAUAAAUGUAUUAUUUGCAAAGCAUUUAUUAAAUUAGGUGUUUAAUGUUUUGGGGGAACUGUACCUGUACCUGGUGCAUGUAUUAGGGGAAUGUUGCACAGUUGCAUGUAAUUGUGUGUGUGUGUACAUGUGUCUGUGUUUUGAAGGUAGCAGUAAUGUCAGGCCAUUUUGAAAUCGGGGAAAUCAUCAAAAACCACAGAGAUGCAGAUGUAGGUAAGUCUUGGUCCUCCACUUGGGUCUCUUCAGAUUAUGAAGUGAUUGAUAGUGUGUUUUGAUGCAUGAGUGUCUACUGUAUUUAUUUUGUUCUGUCUGCUAUGAAUCACUUUGCAGUGCAUUGUUUGGUAUGAAUGUUCUGCUUCAUCAAUCAACCUUUGACUCACAUCUGUUGUCUUUUGCCAUCUUAUUAAGUUGUUUUAUCACACUGGUAGAUAGUAUUUCAUGUGGUGCAUUGUAUCAGAAUAGAGGCUAAUCCCUAGACAUUUUACAAACUAUUUUGUUUCUGUGUUGGUUCAGAUGUGGCUUGAACUUGUGUGGUUUGAAGAAAGUUGCUAACUAGCGAUAGCGCAAUUGCUAACUAGUAUUAGCGGAAUGACUGGUAGUCUAUGGUAACAGCUAGCUGUUACCAUAGACUAUAGACUUCCAGUCAUUGCGCUAAUGCUAGUUAGCAUUGGCCUGUAAAACUACCUCUAACUUCCUUCAUACUGGAUGCAGAGACAUGAAAACAGUAUCCAUGAGCUCAUCUGACUCUGGGGAAGUACAUGAAGGGCUUCAUUGCCAAAAUCCCGAAGUAUCCCUUUUACCUCAAGUGAUCCUUUAGAUGAUUGCUUGCCCAGUUUCAGGGUUGUGUUGUGUGGUGUUCAAGUCCAUCCGUGUUGCUUGUGGAUUGUCUUUGCAUCCGAAUCACUUGGGUCUGGUUGGUAAUCGUUCACACUCUCACAAUAUUCCCUCCUUCUUUCUCUCCCCCUCUUGCACUAACCUCACUGCUCUCCCACCUAUCUGUCAAUAUCUUUUCUCAGUGCCCUUUCUGGAAUUCCCAAAGUAUGCUCCCAAAAGAGGAGAGAGUGCACGCACGCUCCCUCUCCUCAUGGCUCACCCCCACCCCCUCCUGCGUGCUAACAGUGAUAACAGCAUGACCCUGCCUGAUACCAUGGCCCUGCCCAACAAGGCUGCUAGAUCCAAUCCCAUCCCUGGACAGGUACUGAGAGGCACAGUAUGGAGAUGCAGUGGGAAAUUCCUACUUCAUUGUUUAUUGGGGAGCUAUGCUUUUAGUUACUCUGAGAUCUUAAGCAAUGAUUUGUGAGUUUGGGUUUGUGUAAGUGUCAACACAAUUAUAUCAUUCAGCCUAUGUAUUUAUAUAAUCAGUGUGUGUGUGUGUGUGUGUGUGUGUACUUGUUUGUUCCCCUCUCUCUCUAGGGUCGCAGGGCCUCUGUAGGUGUGAGGAGCUCCAGCAGUCCCAGGGCCCGUACCCGCUCCCCAUCACGAGGAAGAGGAGGAGGACAGAGUGACACAGAGGAGAGGCAUCACAGCAAACCACAGCGCGGCAGACAGGGGUGAGGACAUAGUGGAGGGAGUGACCGUACAGUUGAAGUCUGAAGUUUACAUACACUUAGGUUGGAGUCAUUAAAACUCGUUUUUCAACCACUCCACAAAUUUAUUGUUAACAAACUAUAGUUUUGGCAAGUCGGUUAGGACAUCUACUUUGUGCAUGACACAAGUAAUUUUUCCAACAAUUGUUUACAGACAGAUUAUUUCACUUAUAAUUCACUGUAUCACAAUUCCAGUGGGUCAGAAGUUUACAUACACUAAGUUGACUGUGCCUUUAAACAGCUUGGAAAAUUCCAGAAAAUGAUGUCAUGGCUUUAGAAGCUUCUGAUAGGCUAAUUGACAUAAUUUGAGUCAAUUGGAGGUGUACCUGUGGAUGUAUUUCAAGGUCUACUCAGUGCCUCUUUGCUUGACAUCAUGGGAAAAUCAAAAGAAUCAGCCAAGACCUAAGAAAAAUUAUUGUAAACCUCCAAAAGUCUGUUUCAUCUUUGGGAGCAAUUUCCAAACGCCUGAAGGUACCACGUUCAUCUGUACAAACAAUAGUACGCAAGUAUAAACACCAUGGGACCAUGCAGCCGUCAUACCGCUCAGGAAGGAGACGCGUUCUGUCUCCUAGAGAUGAACAUACUUUGGUGCGAAAAGUGCAAAUCCAUCCCAGGACAACAGCAAAGGACCUUGUGAAGAUGCUGGAGGAAACAGGUACAAAAGUAUCUAAAUCCACAGUAAAACGAGUCCUAUAUCGACAUAACCUGAAAGGCCGCUCAGCAAGGAAGAAGCCACUGCUCCAAAACCACCAUAAAAAAGCCAGACUACGGUUUGCAACUGCACAUGGGGACAAAGAUCAUACUUUUUGGAGAAAUGUCCUCUGGUCUGAUGAAACAAAAAUAUAACUGUUUGGCCAUAAUGACCAUCGUUAUGUUUGGAGGAAAAAGGGGGUUGCUUGCAAGCCGAAGAACACCAUCCCAGCUGUGAAGCACGGGAGUGGCAGCAUCAUGCUGAGGUGGUGCUUUGCUGCAGGAGGGACUGGUGCACUUCACAAAAUAGAUGGCAUCAUGAGGAAGGAAAAUUAUGUGGAUAUAUUGAAGCAACAUUUCAAGACAUCAGUCAGGAAAUUAAAGCUUGGUUGCAAAUGGGUCUUCCAAAUGGACAAUGACUCCAAGCAUACUUCCAAAGUUGUGGCAAAAUGGCUUAAGGACAACACAGUCAAGGUAUUGGAGUGGCCAUCACAAAGCCCUGACCUCAAUCCUAUAGAAAAUGUGUGGGCAGAACUGAAAAAGCAUGUGCGAGCAAGGAGGCCUACAAACCUGACUCAGUUACACCAGCUCUGUCAGGAGGAAUGGGCCAAAAUUCACCCAACUUAUUGUGGGAAGCUUGUGGAAGGCUACCCGAAACGUUUGACCCAAGUUAAACAAUUUAAAGGCAAUGCUACCAGAUACUAAUUGAGUGUAUGUAAACUUCUGACCCACUGGGAAUGUGAUGAAAGAAAUAAAAGCUGAAAUAAAUCAUUCUCUCUACUAUUAUUCUGACAUUUCACAUUCUUAAAAUAAAGUGGUGAUCCUAACUGACCUAAAACAGGGAAUUUUUACUAGGAUUAAAUGUCAGGAAUUGUGAAAAACUGAGUUUAAAUGUAUUUGGCUAAGGUGUAUGUAAACUUCCGACUUCAACUGUACAUAUGUAACUCUAUUUAUAAAAUAAUGUACAAAUGCAAAAUGUUGCGGUUGUCUACAGCAAAUUGACUUUUACCAGCUUUGAAGCUUCAAAACGCUUUAUUCUAAUAGUGUAAACCACUGGCAUGACUCCUAAGCCAUCCAUUAUCCUUCUGUCUCUGCUACUGGUAUCACCAGGUGUUGUUCCACUACACACUAACACAAACUCUUCUGUUCCGCUCUGUCUUUCCUCUUGCAGUGUGACCUCAACGGGUAGUGGCGGGGGAUCAGCUGGGGGUCAGAUGAGGCGUAUGUACAGUGCGGUCCCAGGGCGAGUGUACGUGGCCACAAGGGCCUACACUGCCCAUGGAGACAAAGAGCUUAGCAUCAGCAAAGGAGACAAAGUCAAAGGUAAGAGAGAUUCAGAGAGGAGUGUUUUUUUUGGAAUGCCACUGUGUUGAUGAUAAAGUUUUGAUUCACCCCUCUUCUCUUCUCUCUCUCAGUGUUGAGUGUGGGAGAGGGGGGGUUCUGGGAGGGCACAGUGAAGGGUCGUACAGGCUGGUUCCCCUCAGACUAUGUGGAGGAGGUGGGUCCUCCCAUUAAGGACAAUCGAUCAGGUGAGACAACACCACCAACCUUAUAGAAACCAAAUACUAUGUGUGUUCAGACAAAGACACUAUCGCCACUCGCAUUACAUCAGCUCAGACAAACACCAACCAAAGUCCAUCUAUAGAUGCUAGCCCAGCAUUUACUGACUGACUAAUUUUAUCGUCAUUCAGUUGCCAGCAUUCUAUUGACUGCAGGAGAUCCUCACAAUGUUACAAGCAGUAGACCAUGUAUCACAUCCACCCAGUAACAUUAAUAACACCACCACAACCAACUCGAUCAUUGUGUGUUUCAGAGAUGCACUGGAAUACAAAGUAUACAAAGACAUACGGAAUACACAAAUAGUGGAACACAAAGACACACAAAACACACAUCAAUAUAAUUGUGACACAUGAACUGUUUGUGUUCCAGAGACACGCAGUGAGAAAGCCAAGAGGAAGCUGUUUCGUAAUGUUACCGUGGGAGCAUAUGAUGGUGUGGAUGGCCCCAGGUAAGACUGGAAUUGAUAGAAGCUUGUGAUGUGUUGCUCCUCAGGGACUAGAUGUGUGGAUGAAUGACCUCACCAAAAGUCAUUUUGACCCCUGGGAAACAUGGUCACCAUGGUCACCAAGUUACAGUGCCUUCAGAAAGUAUUCAUACCCCUUGACGUAUUCCACAUUUUGUUGUGUUACAGCCUGAAUUCAAAAUGGAUGAAAAAAAAAGAUAUAUCUCACCCAUCUACACACAAUACCCCAUAAUGACAAAGUGAAAACAUGUUUUUAGAAAUGUUUGCUAAUUUAUUGAAAAUUAAAUACAGCAAUAUAUCCUUUACAUAAGUAUUCACCCCCUUGAGUCAAUACAUGCUAGAAUCACCUUUGGCAGCGAUUACAGCUGUGAGUCUUUCUGGGUAAGUGUCUAGGAGCUUUGCACAAGCUCUGUCAAGUUGGUUGUUGAUCAUUGCUAGACAGCCAUUUUCAAGUCUUACCAUAGAUUUCCAAGCCAAUUUAGGUCAAAACUGUAACUAGGCCACUCAGGAAUAUUCCAGGUUGUCUUGGUAAGCAACUCCAGUGUAUAUUUGGCCUUGUGUUUUAGGUUAUUGUCCUGCUGAAAGGUACAUUUGUCUCCCAGUGUCUGUUGGAAAGCAGACUGAACCAGGAUUUUGCCUGUGCUUAGCUCUAUUCAAUUAAUUUUUAACCCCCCAAAAAACUCCCUAGUUCUUGCCGAUGAAAAGCAUACCCAUAACAUGAUGCAGCCACCACCAUGCUUGAAAAUAUGAAGAGUGGUACUCAGUGAAGUGUUGUGUUGGAUUUGCCCCAAACAUAAUGCUUUGUAUUCAGGACAUAAAGUUCAUUUCUUUGCCACAUUUUUUGCAGUUUUACUUUUAGUGCCUUAUUGCAAACAGGAUACAUGUUUUGGAAUAUUUUUAUUCUGUACAGGCUUACACCUUUUCACUCUGUCAUUUAGGUUAGUAUUGUGGACUAUCUACAAUGUUGUUGAUCCAUCCUCAGUUUUCUCCUAUAACAGGCAUUAAACUCUGUAAUUUUUUAAAAGUCACAAUUGGCCUCAUGGUGAAAUCCCUGAUGCCUGUAUCUUUGUAGUGACUGGGUGUAUUAAUACAGCAUCCAUUCUUUGCGAGGCAUUGGAAAACCUCCCUGGUUGAAUCUGUGUUUGAAAUGUACUGCUCGACUGAGGGACCUUACAGAUAUUUGUAUAUAUGGGCUAUAGAGAUGAGGUAGUCAUUUAAAAAUAAUGUUAAACACUAUUGAGUCCAUGCAAUUUAUGUGACUUGUUAAGCAAAUUGUUACUCCUGAACUUAUUUAGGCUUGCCAUAACAAAGGAGUUGAAUACUUAUUGACUCAAGACAUUUCAGCUUUUCAUUUUUUAUUAAUUUGUAAACAUUUCUAUAAACAUAAUUCAACUUUGACAUCAUGGGGUAUUGUGUGUAGGCCAGUGACACACAAUCUAAAUUUAAUCAAUUUUAAAGCUGCAAUAUGUAACUUUUUGGGCGACCCCAAAUUCACAUAGAAAUAUGAGUUAUAGAUCUCUCAUUCUUAUUGAAAGCAAGUCUAAGUAGGAGUAGAUAUGUUCUAUGUGCGCUAUUUCUAUGCUUCCUGUUCUUAAAUUUAGUUUUUGCAUAUUUUACUUUCGGUUUUGUACACCAGCUUCAAACAGCUGAAAAUAAAAUAUUUUUGGUUAUGGGAAAUAUAUUUCAAAGCGGUUUAGAUGGUACAAUGAUUCUCUACACAAUGACUGCUUGUUUUGUCACAUAAACUGAAAUUAGGCGAACUAUUAGAAUUUUAGCAACCAGGAAAUGGCGGAGCGAUUUCUGCAUAUUGCACCUUUAAAUUUAGACUGUAACUCAACAAAAUGUGGAAAAAGUAAAGGGGUGUGAAGGCACUGUAUAAGGAUGGAGGACUAGAGACGUAGUUAAGAAACAGAAAACAAGGGCCCAGGAGAAAUCACUUUCUAACUAUGCUAACAUUGAAUGCCCAGCACUAAUCGUGCUCUGUAGCCCUUUUAAUUCUCAGUAGAAAACAUACAGUAAAAUUAAACAUGAUUUACUGUGUAAACCCAUGCUAAUGUUUUAGCGGCGUCUUGCCCUGGAGGCAGAACUGAGCGGUUUCCGCUAGAUGGGCCAGCUGCAAAGUCAAAAUUGGCUAUAUCGUAAAAAUUCAUGAAAACAAAAAAAUUUGCUUUUUGGUCGUCAUUUAAGGUUUAGGCAUUAGGGUUAGCAGUGUGGUUAGGGUUAGCAGUGUGGUUAGGGUUAGGUUUAAAAUCAGAUUUUAUGACCUUGUGGCUGUGCCAGCUAGUGACCACUGCAGAGCUACCUCCAAUACAUGAGUCAUCUCAAUAAAUGCCAACCUAAUGUUUUAGCUGUGUCUUGUAACUUGUGUCGGUGGACAGCUGGAAUCAGCUAAUUUGUUUGUGUUUCUGAGGUGUGUGUUUCUGGGUUGAGAAUUAGAUGAGGGUGUGUGUGUGUGUGUGUGUGUAUUGUGCGCGAGUGUGUUUGUGUGCGUGUAUCAGCUGUAUUUAGACCAGGCUAGUGCUAAAGGCACUGAACUAGACAAGUCAGGUCAAUUCUAUUUCUUCAAAUCAAAUUGUAUUGGUCGCAUACACAUAUUUAGCAGAUGUUAUUGCGGGUGUAGCGAAAUGCUUGUGUUCCUAGCUCAAACAGUGCAGUAAUAUGUACAGUGAGGGAAAAAAGUAUUUGAUUCCCUGCUGAUUUUGUACGUUUGCCCAAUGACAAAGACAUGAUCAGUCUAUAAUUUUAAUGGUAGGUUUAUUUGAACAGUGAGAGACAGAAAAAGAAAAAAAAAUCCAGAAAAACGCAUGUCAAACAUUUUAUACAUUGAUUUCCAUUUUAAUGAGGGAAAUAAGUAUUUGACCCCUCUGCAAAACAUGACUUAGUACUUGGUGGCAAAACCCUUGUUGGCAAUCACAGAGGUCAGACGUUUCUUGUAGUUGGCCACCAGGUUUGCACACAUCUCAGGAGGGAUUUUGUCCCACUCCUCUUUGCAGAUCUUCUCCAAGUCAUUAAGGUUUCGAGGCUGACGUUUGGCAACUCGAACCUUCAGCUCCCUCCACAGAUUUUCUAUGGGAUUAAGGUCUGGAGACUGGCUAGGCCACUCCAGGACCUUAAUGUGCUUCUUCUUGAGCCACUCAUUUGUUGCCUUGGCCGUGUGUUUUGGGUCAUUGUCAUGCUGGAAUACCCAUCCACGACCCAUUUUCAAUGCCCUGGCUGAGGGAAGGAUGUUCUCACCCAAGAUUUGACGGUACAUGGCCCCGUCCAUCGUCCCUUUGAUGCAGUGAAGUUGUCCUGUCCCCUUAGUAGAAAAACACCCCCAAAGCAUAAUGUUCCCACCUCCAUGUUUGAUGGUGGGGAUGGUGUUCUUGGGGUCAUAGGCAGUAUUCCUUCUCCUCCAAACACGGCGAGUUGAGUUGAUGCCAAAGAGCUCGAUUUUGGUCUCAUCUGACCACAACACUUUCACCCAGUUCUCCUCUGAAUCAUUCAGAUGUUCAUUGGCAAACUUCAGACUGGCCUGUAUAUGUGCUUUCUUGAGCAGGGGGACCUUGUGGGCGUUGCAAGAUUUCAAUCCUUCACGGCGUAGUGUGUUACCAAUUGUUUUCUUGGUGACUAUGGUCCCAGCUGCCUUGAGAUCAUUGACAAGAUCCUCCCGUGUAGUUCUGGGCCGAUUCCUCACCGUUCUCAUGAUCAUUGCAACUCCACGAGGUGAGAUCUUGCAUGGAGCCCCAGGCCGAGGGAGAUUGACAGGUAUUUUGUGUUUCUUCCAUUUGCGAAUAAUCGCACCAACUGUUGUCACCUUCUCACCAAGCUGCUUGGCGAUGGUCUUGUAGCCCAUUCCAGCCUUGUGUAGGUCUACAAUCUUGUCCCUGACAUCCUUGGAGAGCUCUUUGGUCUUGGCCAUGGUGGAGAGUUUGGAAUCUGAUUGAUUGAUUGCUUCUGUGGACAGGUGUCUUUUAUAUAGGUAACAAGCUGAGAUUAGGAGCACUCCCUUUAAGAGUGUGCUCCUAAUCUCAGCUCGUUACCUGUAUAAAAGACAUCUGGGAGCCAGAAAUCUUUCUGAUUGAGAGGGGGUCAAAUACUUAUUUCCCUCAUUAAAAUGCAAAUCAAUUUAUAACAUUUGUGACAUGCGUUUUUCUGGAUUUUUUUGUUGUUAUUCUGUCUCUCACUGUUCAAAUAAACCUACCAUUAAAAUUAUAGACUGAUCAUUUCUUUGUCAGUGGGCAAACGUACAAAAUCAGCAGGGGAUCAAAUACUUUUUUCCCUCACUGUACAUCUAGCACGGUGUUUCCCAACUCCAGUCCUCGAGUACCCCUAACAGCACACAUUUCUGUUGUCGCCUCGGACAAGCACACCUGAUUCAAUCAUCAAGCCCUCAACGAGUUGAAUCAGGUGAGUUUGUCCAGGGCUACAACAAAAUGUGUGCUGCUGGGGGAACUGGAGGACUGGAGUUGAGAAACACUGAUCUAGCAGACAAAGUUGCUUGACUCUUCCUUGAUCAUCUUUGCCAAGAGUAGCCCAACUUGUGUUGUCCUCGCUCACAUGGCUGAUCACCCCUCCGAAUUCGCCCUUCCAGUCCCCUGUUUAUUUUCCCUGUUAAAAAUAAUACCAUAAAUGUUGACAAUGGUUCCCUUCUCCCCCAUAGAUGGCUUGGUUGUUUAGCAACCAACCUGACACGUGUGCAACUAUGAGUCAAAACAGAUGAGGUUGGCUUAGACUGUUGACAACAUGUAAACUAUAUUUAUUAGCCAAAUGUUCUUUAAAACUUAAAUACAUUUGCACAAUGAGCACUUGCUGUCUCUCAAAUACAUUGCUGCAGUUGUUGGUUAGUUAACUAGCAAAUGUUUGCCAUAUUAGCAUAGACAUGGCAUCAGUCAAAACACCUCAAAACAAGACAUGGUAUCAAUAACAAGAUACAACGAACUGAAAAGAACCACCUACGAUUCCCAUCAAGGCAGCUUCUUGUCAUUGUUGCUAGCUAUCUGACCGUUCAGAAUCAUAACAAUGCACGCCUUCCGGCCACAUCGAUGCGCGCGCAUCAUUUUUGUGACGUUGUCAGCCAACUCUUCUAUUGCAUCUGUCUAAUCCGCUAGCGUCAAACCUCAGCCCAGCCCUAGGCAGCUGCAGUUGUGCUGUGCAUGAUGAGGGCUAACCGUGCUCUGUGUGUAUGUGUGUGUGUCUGUGUGUUUCUACGCGUGUGAGUGUGCGGCACAACGUCCUGACGAUGAGUCACGGGGAUUUGGAAGUGAUGAGCGUUCGUUCGGUCAAUCGGCAAGUGUGAGGAGGGACUCCACGGCCCCGACGUUUUGGGUUUACAGUGUGUAGCUGACAUUAGCCGUGCGCUAAGAAGCUCUCAUUAUCAGUCACAAAGUCAAUCAGCCUACUAAAGGUUCACUGGUAUUUGUCAAUGUGAACAAUGGCCAGUGACUCAGACGGUGAAUGACGUCUGUGUGAAGAGGGAGAGGGAGAGUGCAUGUAGGAAUGUGUGUAGGACAGUGGUGGUGGUUAUGUGGCCGAUUGUAAUACAGUGGCAUUUUUAACCAGAUCCAGCAGCAGAUGUAUGUGUGGCUGCUACUUCCCACUGCAUUUGUGUGCUUGGGAUAAUGUCAAUGAGAAUUUUGAGUGGGUUUGGUUUGAAUGUGAAUGUUGUGAGUGCUGUUAUCUGCAUGUGGUAGUGUGUAUUUGGCCGAUGAGGUAAUCUCUCUGGAGUGGAAAUCAGUUGUGUGUGAAUCUGCCAGAAGCCAGUCUGUGGACGUUCAAAUACACACACCAUCCCUGCUUCCUGUUACCCCAUUUCCCCUCACAUUAUAUCCAUCCCCCCUUCCCCCACCCGCAAAAUCACCUAUUUUCUCUCUUUUAUGCUAAACCACCACUCUCACAUCCAGCAAACGCUCCCUCCACUCUCUUGCACUCUCCCUUUCAACCUCCCUCCCUCUUUCCCACCCUCUCUCUCUCUCCCCCUCUUUCACGCUGUCUCAAGCAGGCAGGGUGUAGACAUGCUAGGCCAACGCUCGCUCUCUCUCUCCUCUCUCUCUUCCCAUCUCUCUCUCCUCCUCUCCUCCACUCUCGCGGCUCUCUCUGGCUGUGCUCUCGCUGGAAGACCGAGAGGCGGAGGGAGAGGAGGGGUUGGAGGAGAUGAGAGGGGGGGGGGAAAUGGCAAUGGGGGGAUGCGGAGAGAGAGAUCUGUCUCUCUCUCUCUCCCUCUCUUCUUCGUGGCCGUCACUGGGCCCCAGAAACAGAAGCGUGUGGUUCAUUUACAGGUAGCGGCUGUUUCCUCAUUCAUUGCCUGGCUAUGGAUGUGAGGAGAGGACAAUGGAGAGAGGGGAGAGGUAGAUGCAACAGAGAGGCCGUGGAUUUGAAAGGCGGAUUAAUGAGCUAUGUAUUGUGUUUGUGCAUGUGUGUCUGUGUAUAUAUGUGCGUGCGUUAAAUCGUCUUUUUCCUGUGUGUGUGUGUGUGUGUGUGUGAACGGUUUGUGUGUGAUGGAAGUGGCUAUUAAAUGUAGGCUCUGACUGCAGCAUGUUUAUUUUUGUCUCCCCUCUCAUGUAUUUCUGAAUGUAAUCUGAGAGCAUUUUGUAAAUGCAUUUCUAGUAAUGUCAGCCGGUGUGUGUUUCGUUCAUUUUGUGCCACCAUUUCAAAUGAUUUAUUUCUGUCAUUCAGUGGUAUCAUCGAUUCCUAUUAUGUAUGUGGAUUUUUAUAGCUACAGUAUAUAUUGCCAUAUCUCAUGAAUUUUGUGUGCCAUUCAUUUUGUGUUUCAUAAAUGUGCACCUGUGUUGGAUGAAAGCCUUGUAUAGAAAGGGAGAGUGGACACAGUGGUUUGUUUGUGAUUUCCUUCAUUUGAGUGUGUAAGUGGGUGCCAGCGCAGUCACAGUGUGGUUGAGGGUCAUUUUGGGACUAGUUAAUCUGUGUCUGUGUCCCUGGGUUGUGGCUGCAUGUAAGUGUCAUUGUGUCUCAUGGUUUCAUUAUAUGUAUGUAAAUGUCAGUGGAGGCUGCUGAGGGGAGGACGGCUCAUAAUAAUGGCUGGAACGGAGCGAAUGGAAUGACAUCAAACACCUGGAAACCAUGUGUUUGAUGUAUUUGAUACCAUUCCACUCAUUUCGCUCCAGCCAUUACCAUGAGCCCGUCCUCCCCAAUUAAGGUGCCACCAACCUCCUGUGGUAAAUGUAUAAGUUGAGUGUGUAUGACUAACAUGCUGCUUCGUCUGUAUAAUUGUGGAGGCUACAGAGGAUGAGUCAGGAGGGAGGGUACAUGAUUACACUGUAGGCUACUCUAAUACUGUAGGCUACUGUAAUACUGUAGGCUACUGUAAUACUGUAGGCUACUGUAAUAUGAGAGUGUCAUACUGUGAUCACUGAGUGUCACACUGGCCAAUGGGGAAUUCAUGUUACUUAAAACCAUCAUGCACAUAUAAGGUCCUUUCCUUAACAGCAUGGACUGAGAGAACAGGAGCGAGAGGGUUAAAUGGUAGACUAUUUGAAAGAUCCACAGCAUCAUAGCUACACCUCUAUUGCCUUGAGGAUAGAAUGAUACAGUUCUCAGACAGUAGUGGAUUGCAACCAGCCAUUUGAACACACUGCUACAUGUAGAUUUGAUCCUUUGAGAGGGAACGCGCGAAGGAGUCAGGGUGAGAGAAAAGGAAUGAGGUGUGAACAGCAGAUGGAUGGAAGGCGGCUUUUUGCGUUGGCGAAACACUAACAUUGACAGUAUGACGGCGCAUAAGGGAUGGAUGAAAGGGAGAGUGCAAACUGCAGACCGUCGGUACGAGAAGUUAGCGGUUGAAUCUUCGGCUUUGUAAUGGCUCCCAUGCACUGCCUGCUCACACCAAGUUCAGCAACUCCCAACAAAGCAAAGACUCUCGUCCUCAGCCAUGUUGUACCUUGGUGGAUUUGCACAUUCAACGGUCGAUUGGAGGCCGCGUCAGUUUGAGUUUAUUCGAGCAGCUAAUGCAGAAAACGCAGAACCGGAAUAAGCUGCUGGGAUUUCAACCCAAUGGAUUCAACCACAAGUCAUACAGCCACCAAAGAGCCAGACAUCCUAAUGGAGCUGCAAAACAGCAUUAAUUGAGGCCGGCUGUGUAGAAUUGAGACCUUAAAUGAACAGAGAUGAAGACCCUGUUGUUGUAUAUGGCUGUGGAGUCAGUCUACAGUAUGUACUGAGCUCUUAGAAUUGAGACCCGGCCGGCUGUCUAGGAUCGAGACCUCAAAUUAACUGGAGACACUGUUGUUGUAGUACAGUACAUUAUAUAGCUACUAUGGAGUGUGAGACUACAGUAUACACUGAGCUCUCUACAUGUGGCAAAACUGCUGUAAUGCAUCCGUAAAUCUGACGAGCAACAGAAGUCCCAGACCUGGUAAUGGAGCAAUGAAACAGCAUGGCCAACUCUGGCUGCCACGCCAUAACACUACUCCUACCAUCUCAUAACAAGAUGGCCAUGUCAAUCAUCAAUGAAAAAAACAAUGAGCCAAUGAGAGGUAGCCAAGAUAGCUAGUGCAUUGAAUGCUUGAGGAAAGCUAAUGCAGCAUUACAGGUGCAUGUAUAAGUUCCCAUUAACAGUGAAGAGUCUAUACAGCAUUUUUCAUAUACACUCCCAUGUGCUUCCUGGUGCUAGGCAGCAUUAUGCUGGAUUAUGGAGAGGUCGCUCCAGUACACUCAUCCUCGCCCAUCAUGACAUCAACUCUACCCUGGUUGUCGGGUGUCUUUGUAUGUUGGUGGUCUUUGUAUGACAUGCCUCAACCCACCCCCCCCCCCCCCCCCCCCCCCCCAUCUUUUGGUGCAGUGUGAUUUCAUAAUGUGAUGCAGUAUAGCUGUCUCCCAGAUUCAAAAAUGCUUUAUUUGCAUGACAAUUAGACUUUCAGCUGCUGAAGAAGUCAUGUAGCUUGCGCUCUCUUUCUCCCUCUCCCUCUCGCUCUCACUCCACCCCACCCCCCCUUUUUCUCUCUAAGUGACUACAUCAUUAAGGAGAAGACAGUGCUCCUGCAGAAGAAAGACAAUGAGGGCUUUGGCUUUGUGCUUCGGGGAGCCAAAGGUGAGUACGAGCCUCUGGAUGUCUACCAUCUCCGGCUUCCACAGUCCUCUACUCUUCUAUGUAUUUCACUCCUUGUAUUUCCUCUCUCACCCAUUUCUCCCAUCCUAACUCUCGGCCUCCCAUCUCCCUUACUUUGACACUAUUUUAUUACUAAUCUCAAAUCUCCCUCAUCCUCUUGUUCUUGACUUGUUCUCUGCAGCCCAGACUCCAAUAGAGGAGUUCACUCCGACCCCAGCAUUCCCUGCGCUGCAGUACCUGGAGUCUGUGGAUGAGGGGGGUGUGGCCUGGAGGGCUGGCUUAAGGAUGGGGGACUUCCUUAUUGAGGUAUGGAUCCGUGGAAAGGCUUGUCACCCUGACAGUUUAUGCAGGCCUGGUAAUCAAUAUGGGACCAACUUUUGUAAUCACUAUCAAAUUGUACAUUUGUUGAUUUGUUUUAGAGUUUGAACUUGUAUUGUGUUGAGUGCAGUGUGACAGUUUAGUGUUCUUGACAGCCAGUGUUAUCUGUGUGUGUGUGUGUGUGUGUGUGUAUGUGUGUGUGUGUGUGUGUGUGUGUGUGUGUGUGUGUGUGUGUGUGUGUGUGUGUGUGUGUGUGUGUGUGUAGGUUAAUGGUCAGAACGUAGUGAAGGUAGGCCACAGGCAGGUGGUCAACAUGAUCAGACAAGGUGGCAACGCUCUAAUGGUCAAGGUUGUCAUGGUGGCCCGCAACCCGGAGAUGGAGGAGACCAACCCCAGGAAGAAAGGUAUACUUUUUAGUUUGUUCUGUGUAAUGUAUACAAUUCAUGUUUAUAACAUAGUAAUAAUAAUGCUUGUUCGCAAUACCGUAACAGCUACCUUGUGUAUGUUUAUAAUAUAGUAGUAAGCAAUAAGUUUGUUUGGUCCUUGUCCCUUGGCAGUCCCCCAACAGGCUAAGAGGCUGACUCCUCCUGCCAUUGCCCUGCGCUCUAAAUCAAUGACAUCAGAGCUGGAAGACAUGGGUAAGACAAUGGAAGAAGAAGGGGUUGGGAAGCAUAACAAGCAGGGAGCAAAGUAUUGUUCACAUUAGAAUUCUGACCCAUAGAAAAGAUGUUAAUUGAAAAAGUCCAUUAAAUAUUAAGUGAGUUGAUGCAGGGAGCCUUGGAUUUUUCUGGUAUAGGUAAGAUUGAAUGUUUUAAUUACCAAUGGCUUAAUGAGGAGGACUAUGGGGAUAAAUGUCCUCUUUCAAGUAAAUGUAUGAACAUUUGCUCUAUCUGGGAAAGAUGUAGAUACAGUGAAGUCAUUCGCAUUGUGGAAACUCUACAUUCUGCAUAUAACCUCUACACAAAUUUUCCUUUUUCGGCUAAAUCAAAUGGACGACUAACAGUGGAGAAAGGUGGGAAAAGGUUGAGUUGUGUGACAUCAUUGUCAUGGCCGUCGUCUUCCUCCGCAUCAUUAUUAUCACCACCACAUCAUCAUAGUCGUCAUCAGUGUUAAUGUACAAUAUGUACUGUAUUCAUUUGUGUUAUUUUGUAAUAUUACAGAUAUGGCUAUAAUAGCAGUCUCAGUAUACUGUUAUAGCCUAAUAUGAUAACCUUCUUUUCUCUAAUUAUGCUGCAGCUGCCUCUCCAUGGAAAAAGAAAGCAGGUGAAUAUAUUUUAUCAUUACCUUAAUCAGCCCUUAAACCUCCAUUCAAAAUCAGUCUGCUCAGGUCCUAAGAAUAUACUACCUCUGCUUUUCAGAGUACGAGUCCUCCCAGGUGCCUGAUAAGAAGAGGACAGUCUAUCAAAUGGCACUGAGUAAGAUCUGACCCCUUUCCCCCUUUGUGUUUCAAAAGGCCAUCUUUGAACUGGGUGACAAUGUGCCUCCGCUUUCAAUUGUCUUAUGCUUUUGAUCUCUCUUCUCUCUCUUCUAUCGCUCUUCUAUCUUUCAUUUCUCUCUCUCUCUCUCCUCGCUCUGUCGCUCUCUCUCCCUCCGUCGCUCAGAUAAACUGGAUGAGAUCCUGGCAGCAGCUCAGCACACAAUCACAUCAGAUGGACAGGGACAGCGGGGUCACGGAGGGAAGAGAGACCGAACCAAGAGCAUCGCCCCCAAUGAGGUACUGCAUCAUUCUCAGCGUUACCCUACCAUGACUGUACCUGCAGGUCCUACUGGCCCUAGGAUCUUACCCUCAAUUCGGUGCUUGUGUCUGCAACGCUGGAUGUGAAAUAAACCUCACAGCCUAGGAUAUUAACUUAUUGCUUCCUCCAUAUUGCACUAUAUCACUUUUACUGCCAAUGCACUUUUAAUGCGGCAUCACUUCCUCCCGUUCUCUGCAUCUCUCCCUGUGUGUCUUUCUCCAUUGUGUGUCUUGCAACACAUAAAGCCAAGUCAUGACCAGUUGGUUGGUGUGGUGCCGUCUGGGUUUGGCUACAACCAGGGUCAAUAUCCCCCCGGCCAGCCGCAUGGAGUAAUGCUGCGACAAAAAUCUAUUGGUAAGUCCUACAGAUACAAUUACUGUCAAAAAGCUACAUUCUGACUGUUGCACACGAACUUUGUUAACUGUUUUCCAACCAGAUAGUCUGUUUAACUCUGUGUGUCCCUGUUCCAGGUGUGAUGGAGGAGGAGAGGCAGUACCUACACAACCCGGCCAUGAAACUGACCCGAAGUCUGUCAGAGGAUAUCCCCCCUCCCCCCAGCACAUCCGCCCCAGAACCCCCCUUAUCUGCUGACCCCCAUACUGUUUGGAGGGGGGAGCAGUCUGCCCCCCAGCCCCCGUCCUCCCAGGCCCAGGCCCAGGCCCAGCAGCAGGCAGGCUGGGACAGGGGAGGGCCUGGCGGGGCCAAUCAACAGCACGGCAUGGCCCCGACCCUCCGGAGAGGAGGAGGACAAUACACAGGGGAGCCCCCGGAGGGGACGAAGAGAGGAGGGGGGAAAAUGGGGGCGUUGAGGAGGGGCUACAGUAGUGGUACUCCACCCACGAGCGCAGCUCCCAAAACCCAACAGCAACCCCAGCAGCAGCAGCAGCUGCAGCAGCAGCAGCAGCAGCAGACCCAGCAGCACCAACAGCAGCAGCAAGUGGCGACCCGGGAGAGGGGCGGGGCAGUCAGGGGCGGGGCAGGCAGGAAGGGCGGGAGGGGCCCUCUAGUGAAGCAGCCCACAGUGGAAGGCGGGCUCAGCAGGCAACACCGAGGGGGGCAGGGCCAGGGGGGUAAGCGCUCAGGGGCCAAAGAGAAGAGCUCCAUCCCCAUCCCCACCAUCAUAGUCAAGGCCCCCUCCACCAGCAGUGGUAGUGGCCGCAGCAGCCAGGGUAGCAGCGUGGAUGCCGAGCAGCCGCCUCCCGACAUAGACGAUCCUACCUCCCCCACCACCACCCCCGACACCCCCAUCAGCCCCGGCCUGCCUUCCCCCGUGGCCCCCUCAUCACCCCAGCCCCCUGUCUCUUCUGCCAUGCCCCCUUCGACUGUCGCCCCCCAGCUGCCCCCUAACCUGGAGAAUCUGGACUUCACCAACCAGUUCAGGGGGGCCUUCGUCGGGGCAGCACGCCGGGACCGGGAACGUUUCCGGGACAUGCGGAGGAAGAGUGCUUCCUUCUUCCUCUCCUCCGAAGAGGACAUCCAAGGGGAGGCAGGGGGAGGUGAAGGGGUAUGGACCCAGCCCCUACAGGGGAUGGGGAUGGAUGUCCCCACCCCCCGCCUCCGCCCCUCCAAGUCCAUUGACGAGGGCAUGUUCUCUGGGGACAAUUACGUCCACUACGCCAGCAGCAUGCCCCCUGCCUUCGGGCUGCCUGAGUACCACUCCCCUGUGAUGGGCCAGGACGGCCAGCCCAAGUCCGCUCCCUCCAACUAUGGCCAAGGCUCUCCAGCCACCACCUUCAUCCACCCUCUGACUGGGAAGGUCCUGGACCCCUCGUCCCCCCUGGGCCUGGCGCUGGCUGCACGGGAGAGGGCCCUCAAGGACGACCGGAGGACCCGGCGGGAGGAGCGGCACUUUGGCCGGCAAAUGUCCAGCGUGGGGGUGUUUCCUACCUCUCUCCCAUCCCCCACGCCAUCCCUGUUCCCCGCCACCACCUCCCCCACCUCCCUGAGCCGCCCGCAGUCACCCAGGAUAUUACGCUUGGGAGGUGAAGGGGGAGGAGAGAGAGUGGAGAGGGACCAGGUGGCCGGAGCCAGAGAGGGCCUCAGAGUUCGCUUUUCAGAGGACAGAACCAACCAGUACCAGACCCAGUAUUAUCAACAGAGUCUUAGAGACAGGGAGCCACCUGGUCCGCCCAUGCAGCCGCCCGGCCCGCCGCCUCAGCCUGCACCCCGCAGACCCUCGUUCCUGCAGAUGGAGAGCAGUACAAACUCUAGCUACAUCUCCCAGUACCGCCUACCCGCAGCUCAAGCCCACCCACAUGAAGGUGGGGGAGAGGGAGGAGGAGGAGGAGGACUGGGGCUCAUGGUUCUUCCACCGCCCGCCCCCUCGAUAGACAUAGACGAUGAGUUUGUCUUUGUUGACCCCCUACCCCCUCCCUUGCAGUUCGCCAAUGGCCAAGGCCAAAGAGAACUGCAGAGGGGAUACUCUCAACAGCAUCAACACUCAGCUCAACACGCCCCUCCCGCUAUGCCACCCCCGCCGCCCCCCCUCCCCUCCCCUAAAGUACCUCCACAAGGAGGCUUCGCCUCCAACGCCCCUCUCCCCUCCCCCCAGACUGGGGACUCUGCUGCCUCCAGCCUCACGUCCUACGACAGUGAGGUGGCCAACCUCACCCAGUCAGCUCUGUCUCCCUCCCUCCCCUUGCCCCAGAUAUUCCCCCCUUCCUCCGCCACCACAGUCGCCACCAUUUUACCCGCCCCCUCACUCCACAGACCCCAGCCCAUGUCCCAUGCAGACCCCUUCUUCAGUGGCCCCAACAUACCGGUUAACCCUGCUAAUAUGGGGGCCUCUGCUUCCCCAAUGAUCUUAGCACAGGACCGAGGCGCAGCUACCCUCACUACGACUAUGACCUACGCCACCACGAUGACCGCGACCGCCGCCGCCACCACUACCACAGCCUCUGCGGCGUCUUCAGACUACAAUGUAGCUGUGACCGCCCCCAGAAUCGCCGUCAGUGCUGUGGGCAAGGCAGGCGACCACCACCCCUCCAUGAUGAAGACUGGAGACUGGCAGACGGAGACGGUGGUGGACUCUGGGAUUGAGGAGCUGGACAGCAGCGACCACCAUCUGGAAAUACUGGGAGUGAGCAGACUGAGGGGAGAGAGAGGAGGAGGAGGAGGAGGAGUGGAAGGGGAGAGAGAGGGUGGCGAGCACCCGGAUCCUUACAUGACUUACUCAGGUGGACAAACGUUUGAAGCGCACCACACCAAAUACACUGCCAACCCCCCGGUGUAUCCAAAGACGAUGCAGUACAAAGAGGGUGGUAUCAAGGACACAAGGGAAGCGUUGCGUCGACAGGCAAGCACCAAUCCGCCCUACCAGAGCACCCCACCACACCCCCAGAGACAGGCCAACCCAGAGGAGGAGGCCAGGAGAGGAGAGGGAGGAGCAGCGGACGAGAGGAAACAACACAGACAGAGUCGAUCCAAGAUGGAGGAUAGCUUCGGUUCCACCCUGGCUGCCUGUCUGGAGCGGCCCAACACCCUGGAGCCAAGACCCUUGUCCUGGAGCGAGGGGGUCGAACCGGGGCAGGGCCUGGAGCGAGGCGGGGGUGGGAUGUCUGUGGAGGGGCGCAGGCUGCACUCCCCCCUCUCGGGGGUAAAGGCCAGCAUCAUCAACGAGCUGAGCUCCAAGCUGCAACAGAUGAGCAAUAAGAGCACGGAGGACUGGAGUCAGUCUGAGAUGCGAGGUCCGAGUCCCAUUAAUCCGAGGUCGCCCACAAUGCAAAGGUGAGGCUGUUGUUGUUAGUCAAUUCUAACAGUUUCACUUAGUGACUCCACGGCACUGCCUACUGAGUACAAUAACCCUUUUUUCUUCUCUUUCAGAUAUUCAGGGGAUUUCGCUGCCUCGUUUCAGAGCCCCCCCACAGGUCACUCCACUUCCCCCUUACCCACCUCCUCCCCGCAGCAUCGCCCGUCAAUCUUCACCCCCAAUCUCAUUGCCACCCCCUCCGGCUCGCCCUCCCACCAGCCCCCACUGCAGCCCAACUGGAUCCACUCCCCCUCUCCCCAGAUGCCCACCUCCCCCUCUCACUCCUCCCACCCUCCUCUCUCCCCCACUUACUCCCCCUCUCAAUCCCACCCGCCUCUCUCCCCCACCUACUCACCCUAUCCCACGUCCCCCAAACAUCGCACUAAGUACCGUGGAGCCAAGAUUUUUGACUUCCAGUCUACCCCUGGUCCAGAGCUGAGAUCGUCUAUGUCCCGCCGGCGCGCUCCCAGCCCCCUCAUCUACUCCACAGACCGCCCAAGCCCCGCACCUCCCAGACCCUCCUCCCUCCCCAUACUCCCCAGCACCCCUGUCUACAACACCCCCUUUGAUUUCCCCAUUCCCCUAACUCCCUCAUCCCCAGGUCACACCCUAGGAGACCCCUACAACCCCUCCUCCUCUCCUCUCUUUCCCACAUCCCCACAACCUCCCAGCGUCCUCCUGGUCUCCCGCUCCCUCUCCCCCACCCAGUUCCUCUCCGGCGCCUCCUCACCCUCCAUGCACCUGCCCCCCUCUCCAUCCUGCCUCAGCUACCCCCACCUCACCCCUCCUCCCCCUGCCAAGCCCUUCGCCAUUAAGCCCCUGUCCUACUGGACCAAGUGGGACGUGGCCGACUGGCUGGCCUACCUGAACCUGGGGGAGCACCGGGAGCGCUUCCUGGAUAACGAGAUUGACGGCUCCCACUUGCCCUCCCUCACCAAGGACGACUUCCUGGACCUGGGGGUGACGCGCGUCGGCCACCGCAUGAACAUCGAGAGAGCGCUGAAGAGACUGACUGACAGG
Molecule: messenger RNA, 44385 nt
Organism: Coregonus sp. 'balchen'
Lineage: Eukaryota; Metazoa; Chordata; Actinopteri; Salmoniformes; Salmonidae
Source: the annotation of a GenBank genome assembly